Blepharisma stoltei is the source of this 1876-nucleotide messenger RNA. Lineage: Eukaryota; Ciliophora; Heterotrichea; Heterotrichida; Blepharismidae. The record is from the annotation of a GenBank genome assembly.
AUGGGAGCGUGUUGCGAAGGAAGAGAUGUUUCAAGCCAAGAAGCAAGGAAUGAGGUUGUUCAUAUUGGAAACACUGGAAGAGGGGCAAGCUUCAAUCUUAAGGUAGCUGACAAGUCAAAGGUUCCUGAUGCCCCUCCACGAGAAGAAGAAGUCAUUGCAAGCAGCGAGAAAAAGCUAGAAUUUUCAAAAUUGAACAGCAAAGAUAUCAUCAAUGCCUUUACUGCAGAAGGCAUGGAAGGGGUAUUAAGCAGGCCACAACUAAAGCGCGCCUUUCUUAGCCUUGGAUUGCCUGAAAAUGACCUAACGUCUCCAGAUGCGCCUUUUUACCAAAUUUUAGCAAAAAUAAAAAAUGAGAAAAAGCUGUAUGAUAUUAGAAAAGUGGCUCUUUUAGGAUUGCUAUCCCUUUUAAAGGAUUAUUGGGAGUUCUCUUACUAGCUAAUUCCUUAUUUUAAACUAAAAUAAGCUUAACAUGUUCAGUAAAUAUAUAAUUUGUUCUUAAAAAGAAUAUAGGAAAAGGCUCAAACAUAGAUAAAGCACGCUUACUGUUUAAGCAAUACGAUUCAGGAAGCUUAGGAAGCCUAGAUACAGGAAAAGUCGAAUUAAUGGUCAACGAAAUCAUUGAUUUAUCAGUCAAUAUUAUCCCUGAUAUUGCUAUAGGAGAAGGCGCUGGAUAUUUGACGAGAGAGGAAGAAGACGCAUAUGAAGACCGCUUGCGUGCUCGACAGCAAAACACAUUUAAUGAGGUCAAAAGGAUUCUUAUUAGUGAAGGCCAAUUGAGUGAGUCUGAUUUUAUAGUCAAAAUGUCUGAUUCUAAGCUGCCACUUUAUAAGUUGCUAUCAAGUGUAGGGACAAGAGCACUUAUCAGAUCUCUAUCUAAUGCCUUAAUCUUAAUCUUAAUUAUGCUCCUCCAUUUAUAUUGAAAGAAAAAUCCUAUUCAAAUUUAAAGGGGGUUAAUUUUUUUUAAAAACAAAUUAAUUCAAUUAAUAGAAUUAUUUAAAUAAUAUUCUACUUGAACUUUUUCUAUUAAAUUAGGUCAAAACUAAUUUUUUACUAUUAAAAAAAUUGCUCUAACUUAAAGGUGCUCCAAUUUAAAACGGCAGAGUUAUUGAAAAGUCUACUUUAAUUUUGAAGGACUACUUCCACUCCUAAUACUUCUUUGCCUGCUCGCCAGUUCAUACAGAGCUCACAAAGGUUGCUCCUGCUGGGCGAGGGGCUUUCACUUGCUCCCCGGCAUAGCUGGAAAUUGGGUUUGAUUUUAAUUAGUUAUUGAACUUGAAUUUUAAAGUAGUCUUUAAAAUUUCGCCUUUUCUGUCGUGGUUAAUUAGGAUACAACAUCCAACUCGCUUUUGGAUGAAAUGUCAAACACAUUUGACAAGCCAAAAAUAAUUAAAAUUGACAUAACUUGGAUUUGACAUUCAGAAAUCGGCUCUAUUGAAAGCUAUAAAGGCGGAUUAAGUAUAGUUGAAUGAAUUGUAUCAGCGCAUCCACAAGGUUGCCCACCAUUGACAAUAUUGACAAUGAUUGAAUUUUCUAGCCAACUCUCGACAAAAUUUUAUUCUGAAGUCCAGGGCGUAACUCCUAGUUUCACGUUUGGGAGAAAUUCCAAUUUGCCAGGAAAUUAGCCAAUUGCUCUCCUGGAAGAUUUCUUUUCAAUCUCGUCUCCAUUCUCCUAUGAUGCAAGACCUUAAUCUAGAGUAAAGCAUGCAGUCAACUAGCACUUCAUUGUACUCCACCAAACCAAGUAAAGCCUCAUCGGAUAAACAUUUCCGAACGUCAUCCUCCCUUCCCCGAGAUCUCUGCACACAUGUAGGAUGUCAGCCACAGGAGUUAAAAGGCGGGUUCGCCAUUUAAUGUGCAUCUAUCUAAUACCAACUAA